AUGUGUCAAGCAAGAAUGACACACUUCACCUGCGUCUGGUGCAACGACCGCUGGACUUCUGCCAGAGAAAACAUCAUCUGUCGCGAAGCAAAGGGCCCCUUUGAAAAAGGUCUCUUUGGUGGCUGCGGCAAGAUAUCUGGUGUGGACAAGUCCGUCUACGAUCGGUUAUGUCCGCGAUGCCCGCCCAAGGGGGCUCGAGAGGUUACACAUCGCUGA
Messenger RNA from Fusarium pseudograminearum CS3096, 216 nucleotides. RefSeq lists its product as uncharacterized. Lineage: Eukaryota; Fungi; Ascomycota; Sordariomycetes; Hypocreales; Nectriaceae. Bases 1 to 216 code for a protein of 71 amino acids. The transcript has a single exon. The record is from RefSeq and is a predicted model, not a curated record.